GCGCACCCGGCAGGGGGCAGUUUAGAGACUGAGGAAGAGGUCCUAAAGAGGCAUCUUCAGAACUCGUCAGUACUGGCUUGCAGGGGCUGAGCAGUCGCGGGUCCGGAAGCGGCCUGUCCGAUGGCGCUGUAGGCUUUCAAGGUCAGUUACGACAUUGUCCUAUAGGCCUUGGAGGGGAGUACCGGGUAGAUAGAUACAACCACAACAUCAUCAUCCACUUUCAAGGGCUCAAGAGAGAGUCGAGCCGCACUCAUCCAGAGCUCGGACAGAAGCAGUCGAACGUGUUGGGGGUGGAAUGUUCCUGGGGAUUUACCCGGCGAAACCAAGCCCACCGUGAUCCCCAAAUCGCCUUCAUCGGAUUAACCCUGAGGGAGGCGAGCCGUGACCGCAACGCUGCCAUGGUCAUGUCCUCGCAGUCAGUACAUGAACCAUCCACGAACGGCGCCUCAGUGUGAUCGCUGCCCAGGCACACGAGGCAGCGUCUGUGACCAUCGGUCCUGGAGAGAUCAACUGCAUCCAGGAACUACACAGGGGUGGAAAGGCAUCUUUAAAAAGACGCUUCCUGAAAAGGUCGUUCAAUGCCGCUGUCUGUUGCUCUUUUAUGAGUGGGAAACUCAAACUCUUUUAGAGAAAAAUAACACGAGACCACCAGAGCAAUGCAAGAGCGCACGUAAUUUACAACGGGAACACGUAUUGGCCAUGCUUUGGACAAGAGCUCACGUUUGCAUACUUGCUUGAAGUAUCUGUGAGGAGUCAUCCAACUCCUCCCGGCUUUAUCUCAGGACGGGGUGCCACCGGCAUGACGUACCUAUACACACCCUGAAACCACAAUUUAUACCCAAUUCAUUUCCUGCUCCCAUUGUCUUUAGGAAUAAGGAAAAAGAACAAAUGAAAAUAAUGUUAUCAAAUGAGGACCAUGGAGCUUGUUUACAUCUAAAACCAAGUCUGAAAAUAGGAUGACUGAGCAUGGAGAGACCAUUGUCCCAUUUAAACCCACAGAGCUCAGUUCAGGAGAACCAGCUUGCAAAACUGAUAUCACUGGUGUAAGUGUAUACCCAAGGAAAGAGAAGAGCGACCAAGAGGAGCUCAGAGAUGUUAAGAAGCAAUAUGAUGGACCCACUGUAAUUCAUAAUGAACACAAGGAAACUAAGCAUUGUCCAGAUCAGCCUCAGCCUUCCUCUCUUCCUAAGCCUUUGGGAUUGGCAAUGGGGGGUAGAAACAUAACAUUUGAUGAGAAAGUGAGGGGGAGAAGAUUGAGAAACAGCCAGGAGAGUCUCACAGACCCGGGUGAGACUGGCUCAUCUACCGAUUCCCUUAAAGAAGACGUCUCGGCUCCGGAGUCAAGCAGUCCGUUGGGUUUCAAGAAUGGACAGAGCCUUAUGUCAGGACAUCCACCCAUAGAAAUGCCACCAUUCAGUAACUGGACUGGAAAUUUCUCUGAAACCGAAGUGUCCUCACAAGAUCUUUGUGAUCUGAACAAAGAGCAUUUGAGACCAUCCAAAAUAAUUCUUUCUCCACUCCAGUCCACUGAUAUGAAUCCUCCUCUGGAGCACAGUGUAGACUCCAUGUCCUUAAGGGCAGCUAAUCGGAUUGACAGAGAUUGUUUGGAUUACAGUGUGGUGGGGAGAAGGGGGCGGUCAGAAAGGCUUCAGAGGAACCUGAGCGAUAGCGGGCUGUUGGAGACCAUGGUGUCAGACAGCACCUCUGUCCACUCCAUGAAGUCCACCUAUAGCGUACUGAACCCUAUCAGACCGAGGGAUGUGAGGAACAGGAGCUUUCUAGAGGGCAGUGUUCUGGGAAACGGUGCCUUGCUGGGGGCGGAAGAGCUCGACCGCUACUUUCCAGAGAGACGGCUUGGUAUCUACAUUGCCACAUGGAACAUGCAGGGAGAGAAGGGGCUUCCAUACAACCUAGAUGAUCUGUUGCUCCCAACCGAUACAGACUUUGCACAGGAUGUCUACGUUAUUGGAGUUCAGGAAGGUUGCCCAGAUAGGAGGGAGUGGGAGAUCCGUCUGCAGGAAGCGCUUGGGCCGUAUUAUGUCAUGCUGUACGCAGCAGCCCAUGGAGUUCUCUAUCUCACUGUAUUUGUCCGAAGGGACCUCAUAUGGUUCUGUUCAGAGGUAGAACAUGCUACAGUCACCACACGAAUUAUAUCACAGAUUAAGACUAAAGGAGCUGUCGGUGUUGGCUUUACUUUCUUUGGGACAUCUUUCCUCUUCAUCACAUCCCAUUUCACCUCCGGAGAUUCUAAACUAUAUGAGAGGAUCUUAGACUAUAACAAGAUCAUAGAAGCUUUAGCUCUCCCUAGAAACCUUCCUGAUACCAACCCUUACCGAUCUACAAACUCUGAUGUCACAACCCGUUUUGAUGAAGUUUUCUGGUUUGGAGACUUCAACUUCCGCCUGAAUAAAGAUAGAGGAGAGGUGGAUGCCAUUUUGAAUCAGGUUGUAGGUGCAGACAUGAGCCCUCUGUUACAGCAUGACCAGCUGUCUAAAGAGAUGAAGGAAGGUUCCAUUUUUAAAGGGUUUCAGGAAGCACCUAUUCACUUUCCUCCUACUUACAAGUUUGACAUUGGUUGUGAUGUCUAUGACACCACUACAAAGCAGAGAACGCCUUCAUAUACUGAUCGAAUUAUUUAUCGAAACAGACAAGCAGAUGACAUUAAAGUGGUCAAGUACAAUUCUUGCUCCUCUAUUAAGACGUCAGAUCACCGGCCUGUCAUCGGCAUGUUUCAGGUCAAACUUCGUCCUGGUAGAGAUAACAUUCCUUUGGGUGCUGGGCUGUUUGACAGGAGUCUGUACCUAGAGGGAAUCAAAAGGAGAAUCACCAGAGAACUUAAGAAGAGAGAGGCAGCCAUGAAAAAUCAGAAUAACAGCACUGUUUGCACCAUUUCCUGAUUUGGGACCUGUGCACAAAAGCCAUAGGCUGCUAAAACUGUUCAAAUGCUGAGUUACUAUCUUGGAAAGCUGGACAUUCGGGACCAAAGGAUAACUCAGAUGUCAUGGCACUCAUCUGCCACCACUGAAGUGCAUCAAAAAGCAUCGGUGCAAAAUCCAGGGACCAAAAGAUGAUGCUGUGGCUGGACCCUGAAGUUUAGCAGCUAGUUUUGGAACUAUACAAUGUUGUUUGACUCAACAGAAAACUCUUUAUAAAUCUAUAAAUUAUACUGACCUAAUACACUGAACUGUACUGUACAUCUGGAAUUCUUUGCUUUUUUGUAUUAUUUUGUAUUUCAUUUAAAGGGAUUGUUCACCCAAAAAUAACAAUCCUGUCCUCAUUUACUCACCCUUAUGUUGUUCCAAGCCCAUUUAACUUUCCUUCAUGUGUGGAGCACAAAAACAGGUGAUUGAAGCUGUAAUUUUACAUACUUUUAUUGUAUGGAAAAAAAGAUGGAAUUAAACUGAAUUAUGACUUGAGACUAACAUCUUCCUUGUGUUCUGCAAAAAAGAAAGUCAGAAAAAGA
This is a messenger RNA of Xyrauchen texanus (razorback sucker), 3463 nucleotides long. RefSeq names its product inositol polyphosphate-5-phosphatase E (gene inpp5e). Gene Ontology annotation, molecular function: inositol-polyphosphate 5-phosphatase activity. Lineage: Eukaryota; Metazoa; Chordata; Actinopteri; Cypriniformes; Catostomidae. The transcript is spliced from 12 exons. Bases 957 to 2897 code for a protein of 646 amino acids. Gene Ontology annotation, biological process: phosphatidylinositol dephosphorylation. The record is from RefSeq and is a predicted model, not a curated record.